This is a messenger RNA of Arvicola amphibius (Eurasian water vole), 2987 nucleotides long. It is a transcript of the gene Rmi1, whose product is annotated as RecQ mediated genome instability 1. The transcript is spliced from 2 exons. Lineage: Eukaryota; Metazoa; Chordata; Mammalia; Rodentia; Cricetidae. Gene Ontology annotation, biological process: resolution of meiotic recombination intermediates; double-strand break repair via homologous recombination. Gene Ontology annotation, cellular component: nuclear body; RecQ family helicase-topoisomerase III complex. The coding region runs from base 823 to 2682 and encodes 619 amino acids. The record is from RefSeq and is a predicted model, not a curated record. Gene Ontology annotation, molecular function: nucleotide binding.
GCCUUUCCUUCUGAGCUGUUACCUGCUGUGACUGUGGUAAUAUAAUUCUAUAGGAGUGGGGGUGUGUCCUACCAAAAGCAGGUGGGGUCCUGGGCUAAACUUUCUGCUAUGCUUGCCUUUUUCAAGGUGGCUCGGUAGAUCAGGGCUCUGGCCACCCAGCUUGAAACCAUAGUUUUGUCCUCAGAACCCACCUGGUAGGAGAGAACCAACUCCUGCAAGUUGUGCAAACUUCUGCAUGGGUACCGUGGUAUAGGUGCACUCUCUCCAGACACAGUGAUGGUAGUAUGUUACAGUUUCCUCUGAACCGCUCCAUCACACACUGCACUAAUUUAUUAAUUCUCUUCUACUGUACUUUCACAACCCAUUAAGUUUAGAAAUGAAAUGAGGAAAGAGGUCUAAAAAGAGUAACUUUCUCUCAACAGCUUGUUUCUGUUUAUCUCACCCUAGUCUCCCUUUUCCUUCCCCUUGCAACAACACAGGGUUUCUCUGUGGAGCCCUGGCUGUCCUGGAACUCACUGUGUAGACCAGGCUGGCCUUGAACUCACAGAGAGUCUCCUGCUCAUUUCUAGCCUAUAUUGUUUCCGUUUUACCAUGACUGUUAAGGAAUCCCUAGAACUAUACGAUGAUACUCUUAGAUUCAUAGAAAUAGGACAAUGAGUCUUUGAUUUGUUUUAGAAUCCUUACUGCUGCUUGUCUUUCCUCCCAGGGUCAUUUCUCUGCUGUAGAGGCUUCGAGUAAUCCACUGGGCACCUAGCUUGAAAUCCUGUCCUCAGAGUUCAUGCUGUUCUGUGAAGUGGAUGUGUAUGCUCCUAUUUUAAAAUAAUGAGUUUAACUAGUGAUGUAUUGAGAGUUGAAACCUGGCUUUUGGCAACAUGGCAUGUUAAAGUGCCUCUAAUGUGGCUGGAAGCUUGUGUUAAUUGGAUCCAAGAAGAAAAUAAUAAUGUUAAUUUGAGCCAAGCACAAAUAAACAAACAGGUGUUGGAGCAAUGGCUUCUUACUGACCUGAGAGACUUGGAAUAUCCUCUCUUACCUGAUAACGUUUUAGAAAUUCCAAAGGGAGAACUGAAUGGAUUUUAUGCUCUACAGAUCAAUUCUUUGGUUGACGUAAGUCAGCCUGCGUAUUCCCAGAUACAAAAGCUGAGAGGAAAGAAUACAACCAAUGAUCUAGUUUCAGCUGAAACACAGAUUACUCCAAAACCAUGGGAAGCAAGGCCUUCCCGGAUGCUGAUGCUGCAGCUCACGGACGGUGUCACUCAAAUUCAAGGGAUGGAGUAUCAGUCUAUUCCAGCUCUCCAUGGUGAUCUUCCUCCAGGUACAAAAGUUUUGGUUCAUGGACGCAUUUCAUUCCGUCUUGGUGUUCUCUUGUUGAAACCAGAAAAUGUGAAGGUGUUAGGGGGUGAGGUAGAUGGUCUUUCAGAAGAAUAUGCUCAAGAAAAAGUACUUGCAAGAUUAAUUGGUGAACUUGAUCCAACAGUUUCAGUUGUACCAAGUAAUUCUGAUCACAGUGUGCCCAGAGUUUCAGGGGGGUUGGAUGCUGUUUCAGGACCUUCAGAUGAAGAACUCUUGGCAAGUCUCUAUGCAAGUGAAGAGCCUGCAGCCAGCAGUGAUGCAUCACCCACGGGAGGAAGCUGUUUCAGCACAGGCAGCUCCUCAACUACCACUCCCACAAUUCAGCCUAGUUCUGAGGCCGGAUGUAAUAUUUCUUUAAAGCACAAGGAGAAGCCAAACCAAUCUGUGCAUUUCACUAGUGGAGAGUUUGAUGACUUCUCACUGGAGGAGGCCUUGCUUUUAGAGGAAACUGUCCAGAAAGAACAGAUGGAAACAAAAGCAUUACAACCAUUAACUUUGAAGAAAAACACAGAUAAAUGUGUAGAGAUAUUUUCACAUAAACCUAAUACUCUGAACCACACUCCUUUGAUUAAUAAACAAGGAAACAGCAAUUGCAUUGAAAAAAAAUUAUCUGAACAAAUAGUUCACAAAGACAAAUUUUUUAGCUGUCCAUCUGCGAGAGACCAUCAUAAGAGACUCUCAGCCCAUGAUUUUACAGAUGACAGUAAGACUUUGGAAGUCAGUAAUACAACAGAGCAAAACAUUGACAUUUCAGAUGAACAUUGCUCCAGAAAUAAAAUGUUAAACAGAAAACUAGGAACCUGUCUAUCAGAAAAGAGUUCAGAGGUUUCUAAUGAAAAUGGCUCCCCUUUACAGGCUUGUUCUUCAAGAUCAGUUGAGAAUAAUACUGAUCUCUCUAUUGACAUGGACUUACAUUCUCCACCCUUUAUCUAUUUGUCUGUUCUAAUGGCCAGAAAGCCAAAGGAAGUCACCACUGUGACAGUCAAAGCAUUUAUUGUCACUUUGACUGGGAAUCUCUCAAGCUCCGGUGGCUGCUGGUGUGUGACUGCAAAAGUUUCUGAUGGCACCGCCUAUCUAGAUGUGGACUUUAUAGAUGAAAUACUUACCAGUAUGAUAGGCUUUUCAGUACCAGAAAUGAAGCAAUUAAAAAAAGACCCUCUUAAAUAUCAAAACUUCCUAAAAGGGUUACAAAAAUGUCAGCGAGAUCUGAUAGAUUUGUGUUGCCUAAUGACUAUUUUAUUUGAUCCUUUUUCACAUAAAGCCUUGGUACUUGAAUUACAAGAUGUUGGUGUAGAGCACCUUGAGAACCUAAAGAAGCGGCUGAAUAAAUAAUUUGACAAAAAUACCAUUGGAGUACACUUUAAAAACAUACAAAUAUUUGUUCGUAUUAUUUUUGGAACUCUGUAAAGGAAAAACUUUUGAGCUUAAAAACGGGUGAGAUGGCUGAGUGGCUAAACAGGCUUCUGCCAAGUCUGAGGACCUGAGUUUGAUCCCUUGGUCCCUUGUGGCUGAAGGAGAGAAACAACUCCCAAAAUCUGUUGUCUGUCCUUCACACAUGCAGCAUGGAGCUCGUGCACACAUAAACAUACACACAUAUACGCUAAAUGACAUUUAAAAAUAAAGAUAUUUAAUCAAAA